AGAUGGACACCUUAUAUAUAUAUUGGGAUCGGGUGAGGAUUUGUAGAUAAUACGGAUCGAACGGAAAUCGUUAGAUUCACUGCUCGCGUGUCAGGGGAUGAUGUCAUGAUCUGGUGGAAGUUGUGUGCGGGAUUUGCCUGUUUUCCAGAAGAAAAGUGUCUCGCGCUGCAUCAGCUCAGGAUUGCUGAUGUUGAGUUGGCGUUUUGGGUGAAAACCCUAGAAGACUCCUAAAACACAGCAUGACAGUGCAGCUGUGCACAAAGCGAGCUCCAUGAAGACGUGGUGUGUUCAGGUCGGAGUCGGAUCCCUGAUUGAACACCUUCAGCAUGAACAGGAGCCUUUUAAAGUCUCUUUAACAUCCUACAAUCAGUGUCUGAUCUCAAUAAUGCUCUUGUAGCUGAAUGAACACAAGUCUCGGCAUCUACGCUUCAACAUCUUUUGGGCUGAAGUUCAGCUGUAGAUGUGAUGCAGCGUCCUGCUUAAUUUACAGGGUGAAUAUAAAGCAACAUGACGCUCAGGAGAGUGAACGUAGUGAUCCUGGUCCUGCUCUCGAUCGCCUUUUUAAUAAUCGUGCAUCGAAAUCUGCUGAAUCUCAGCGACUUCCUGAAGCAAGAUGGUUCAGACUCAGCCCCGGGUGCGAUCCUGCCCUUUGAAAGCGGGUUCUUUGCGGAUCGGAAAGUCAGGACCGGGGAGGAGAUCCCAGUAGUGAUCACAGCCUCUGAGGAGAGACUGGGUGCCGCAGUGGCCGCCAUGAACAGCAUCAACCAAAACAGCAAAGCCAACGUGGUUUUCAGCGUCGUGACCCUCAACGAGUCUGUGGAACAUCUCCGGACUUGGCUGAGCAAAACAGACAUCAAGCACAAGAUCAUCACGUUCGAGCCAAAAAUCCUGAAGGGAAAGAUUUCCUCUAAUCCUCAGCAACUGGAUUUAGAAAAACCGCUCGCUUUCGCCAGGUUUUACAUGCCAAACUUCUUACCUGACACAGAGAAAGUGAUCUACUUGGACGAUGAUAUUAUUGUACAAGGAGACAUCCAGGAACUGUUCGACACCGGUCUGAAGCCUGGUCAUGCUGCCGCUUUUUCGGAAGAUUGCGAUUCUGCCUCUUCUAAAGCCAUCGUUAGAGGAGCAGGAAACCAGAACAGUUAUAUUGGUUUUCUGGACUUCAAAAAGGAAACUGUUCGGAAACUGGGAAUGCGAGCAAACACGUGUUCUUUUAAUCCCGGCGUCAUCGUGGCGAACUUAACCGAAUGGAAACACCAAAACAUCACGCAGCAGCUGGAAAUGUGGAUGGAGCGCAAUGUCAAGGAAGGUCUUUACAGCAACAUGUUAGCAGACAGCUUCACUACACCGCCGCUACUUAUUGUGUUCUACAAGCGACAUUCCGGCAUUGAGCCCAUGUGGCAUGUCCGACAUCUCGCCACUGGUAUAGAAAAGCAUUCGGAGCUUGAUGGAGCCGUUUAUUUCAACCUUGAUCUGAUGCUUUCAGGAGCCAGCGGAGCUGCAAAUCGCUACUCCUCACAGUUCAUCAGCGCCGCUAAACUUCUCCACUGGAACGGACAUUAUAAGCCGUGGGGUAGAGCCGCGUCCUACUCCGGCGUUUGGGAUAAAUGGUACAUUCCAGAUCCUACGGGUAAAUUCCAUCCGAUCAGAAAACACACAGGAGACAAAUAAACUUUAGAAUUGAAGUCUGAAAAUGAUAUGACCCGUAUUAAUCCUUUGCACAAAUAUUUCGGUUUAUUAGGACGACCUGGAUUCGGGUACUGAAAAGGAUUGUAAGGAUUUUGCAAUGCUACACAUUUAGAACUAUUUUCGAUGCUUUUCCAGCAUCUGAUGAUUUUUAAGCAGGUCCAAGACUUUUUAUUUAUUUUUUUUUCUAUUCAAUUUUGACAGCACUCGGUGUAUAGUUAAAGCAAUUCGGCUUGAAAACUAGAAUACAGUAACACCGAUUUAAACGCAACGUACGGAUGGGAGCAGGCGGGAAAUCAGAUCAGUGUACUUUAAACAUACUCAGCAUUUCAUUUCUCCUGUUUCCAUUAUGAUGUCUGAGCACAGUUACAGUGACUACACACUUCACCUGAACUCAUCAGGUGGUAGAAACGGACCUCGAGACGACACAAUGACAGCCAGCGUCUUAAAACGAAUACGUUCCAUUUUACACUCCAGCAACACCAGCGGAAAAUUGAUUAAAACUAACGGCAUGAAUCCCGAGAACAAGCCUAGGACAUAAACCCUAAAACGCUACCUCAAUCCUUAUUGCCUACUCUCUAAAGGUCCAGCAUUUUUCAGAUGGCUUUUUCUUUUCAUCCAUUUAGUUACUUAUGCAGUUGGGUCACAAGGGAUUUUUGCAAGGUACCUUUCCAAGUACAGAAUAAAACCACUUAAUUUAGAUUUUUGCAUAUAUAAUUUUUAAGCACGUGUGUUUUUUUGUCUUCAGUGAUUUCGAGCACGUUUCACUUCUUGACCAAGAGUUAUUUCCAUUUCAGCCUCAUUGUUACUUCUUCGGAAGCGUGUGAUCACAUCUGUAAAUAAGAAAAGCAAAUAAUUCUAUAUUUACUUAUUAAAUAAAGUCUUGUAACAUUGUUAA
This is a messenger RNA of Tachysurus fulvidraco (yellow catfish), 2584 nucleotides long. RefSeq names its product glycosyltransferase 8 domain containing 1 (gene glt8d1). NCBI's taxonomy places the organism in Eukaryota, Metazoa, Chordata, Actinopteri, Siluriformes, Bagridae. The transcript has 11 exons. Gene Ontology annotation, molecular function: glycosyltransferase activity. Gene Ontology annotation, cellular component: Golgi apparatus. Bases 508 to 1671 code for a protein of 387 amino acids. The record is from RefSeq and is a predicted model, not a curated record.